CCACGCCGGCCGGCCGUGCGCCAGGGGGCCCGUCCUGCUGCCCGUGCGCUCGCCAGCCCUCGCCGCGGGUAAAGAUGGCAGAGUACAGCAGCCUGCUGGAAGAACUUGCUGAGAACAUCACCAACGAGGACUUAGACCAGCUGAAGACAGCCUGCAAGGAGGACAUCCCCAGCGAGAAGCACGAGGAAAUCACCACCAGUAAAGACUGGUUCAGCUUUCUCGAGAAGCACAAGAAACUAGACAAAGACAACCUCUCCUACAUCGAGCACAUCUUUGAGAUCUCGCGUCGCCCUGACUUGCUCACCAUGGUGGUGGAGUACCGCACCCAAGUCCUGAAGAUCUCGGAGGAGGACGAAGUGGACACCAAGCUGACCCGUAUCCCCAGUGCCAAGAAAUACAAAGACAUAAUCCGGCAGCCCUCUGAAGAAGAGAUCAUCAAACUGGCGCCGCCACCCAAAAAAGCUUAAAGUGAGGAGGAGGAGGAGGAGGAGGAGGAAGGGCACAGUUCUGAGGGCCACC
Messenger RNA from Elgaria multicarinata webbii, 519 nucleotides. It is a transcript of the gene PEA15, whose product is annotated as proliferation and apoptosis adaptor protein 15. NCBI's taxonomy places the organism in Eukaryota, Metazoa, Chordata, Lepidosauria, Squamata, Anguidae. The transcript has 4 exons. The record is from RefSeq and is a predicted model, not a curated record. Gene Ontology annotation, biological process: MAPK cascade; regulation of apoptotic process. Gene Ontology annotation, molecular function: protein binding. Bases 75 to 467 code for a protein of 130 amino acids.